UUUUUUUUUUUUUUUUUUUACAAUCUCUUAACAAAAUGUUAAACACAUAUUCCCACAAAAAACAGCUAAAUAUAUCUAUAAACUAAAUUCAGAAUGCAUUAAAAAAAAACACUAGCUUAAAGAAAAACUUAGCUUAUGUUGGUCUUAACAGGGAGCAGCUGGAUUCCGCCAUGUGAAAUGAGUUGUCAUAUUCACUGUUGCCACUAGAAGGCAGUGUAUCCACCCAAAUCAAUAAAACUAAAUGCAAACACUUUCAAAACAAACCAUUACAACGCCACUUUAAUUAAACGAAUACGUGAAACAGUAAAAUUUAAUUUGAAUCUUUUUUUCUAAUCGAAUUACUUAUUCGAGUUAACCAAUUAAUCGUUGCAGCACUACUUUUCAACAAUAGUUUGCUUUAAAAAAAAUAUUAUUUUGGGGUAAUAAAAAUACAAUGGUUAAUUACAGAAAGUUACACUCUACAAAAUAAUAAGAAUAAAUUGUGAAAGAGAAACUUCUAUAUUGUCACAAUGUUAGCUAGUUUUGCUAUAUGUGAAUAGCUUUUUGCCUGUAAAUUACUCUUAUUUGAUCAUAUAAAGGCUAAAUUAGGCUUCAUGUUAUAUUUUCCACUAAAUAUAUGUUUAAACUAGUUUUCCAUGUGCAGUAAGUACAUUAUUUUGCCAUUAACUUUUUUGCACAUACACAAAAUAAUGCCACUAUUGACCACAAAGAAGUUGUUUGCAUGAGGCAAAUGUUGUCCAGUGUAAUUACAAAAUGUGCCCUCAAUGCAGUGUGCAAAAUAAUAUACUCCAGGUGACCACAAAAAGGUGUGUUUUGGCACAAAAUGGCAUACUUUUCCGCAUAUUGUGCCAGAAAAACUUUUAUUUGCAAAGGAAAGUGGCAGUCUCUAAUGCAAAUGAAAUAUUCUGCAAUUAAGACUAGAUUUAAUCACCAUAAGGCUUCAUUUGGCCAGACAGAAAAGAACCAGAACGACACAUCAUUGUUUUAAUGGUUCAUUGCAUAGUUUAUCAUGUAAAGUGUGAGAUAAAUUCACUUCUAAUCAAAUGUGUUUACCAAUAAAUGAAUUAAAAUUAUUUCGUCAUUUAAGUGAUCAUUUCCUGCCAUGUGCUUGCGGUUUGAACCUUAUUCUGUAAUUACUGCAAAGCUCCAUGAUGAAAUCUGUAGUUUUGUAUGUCAAUAAUAACAAAAAUUUAAUAUUUUUCCAACGUCGCCAUCAAGAACAAUACAACUUCCCCCAUCAUUACUACUCGAUUCCUGCUUGUUACACCAUUGGUCAAAAGUGCGAUCGAUAGAUAAGCUUCGACCAAUGGGUGACGUUACUGUACGUCGCAGCUGUCCAAUCACAAACCUGUGCUGCCUUAUGUGCCCGCCCCUACGAGACGUCAGCUCGUAGUCUAGCCGAAACAAGUCAUUUAACAGAGUGGACGAGUUGGUCAACAUCUACAACUUGUUCCCUCAACUAACCUUUUAAAUAAGUUAUAAAUAUAACUUUAAGCUUCCUAUAUUAUGCUCAAAGUUAGAGUUUGCAAUUACUCGUAACUUAAAGCUCCUGUUGCUGCACUUUUUCUCUGCCCUGUUUUCGCUAUCCAUACUCUGCUUUUUGGGGGAAGGAUGUCAGGCCCCGGCAACUCGCUCCAGCAACCCCGAGUGAGGCGCAGCAACGCGGGUUCUCCGGGCUGCCGCCUGCACCCGCUCCGCGCCACCGUACCCUACCAGCUGCUGCGCGGCGGGCAGGGCAGCCCGACGCGGCCGUCGCACAACCUCCACGGCGGGGCCGCCGGAGGCAGUCGAGGCUCCAGCCCCCCCUCCAGUCCGACCCUCCUCCCAGGAAGUAAGCAGAGAUUGUCGCCCGAAAACAAGGACGCCUCCUGCCCACCAGACUCGCCCGUUUCCAGAGCCGAUAGGUCCAAGUUGCAGACGCGGAGCUCCAGCGCCAUCCGGCGGACGUCUUCCCUGGACGCCAUUACGGGGCCUUACCUCACCGGGCAGUGGCCCCGAGAUGCUCAUGGGCAAUACCCCUCCUGUAUGAAAGACAAGUCCACUCAGACUCCAGGUGUAUGGAUGGAUGAGAGCUCCGACCAAGGAGGCCCACAUCAGAGGUCCGCAUCGUGGGGGAGCGCGGACCACCUCAAGGAGCAGAUUGCGAAACUGAGGCUGCAACUCCAGCGUAGCAAACAGGGAAAUCGUCAGAGCAAAGAACGAGACGCUACGGCCGGGAUGCCGCACGCACAACAUGGCACAACCUGCCCGUCACAGCAUAAGGGGUCGUCUUGUUCGUUGUCCACCAAGUCGCUGAUCUGCCGAGUGCCCAGCAGCGUGGAAGCCAUCAACCACGAGUUGGAAAACGUCUUCAUCAGACACGACUGGGAACACACAUUACACGCGACAGAUGCGGCAGACGGCCGUCGGGCCCCCUUCCCGCUACAGCGCUACAUCGGGGAGACACGGGACACGGACACCCAGGCCCCCUCCAGCGGUGAGUCCAGUCCAUCCCCCCGCCUCCUCAGCCCCCAACACCUGCAUUCCCCGGACGGAAGCCCCUCGUCCUCGGCCGAUGACGUGGACAAAGACGGCUCGUGCGGCUCGCCGCUGCCCAAAUUCGCCACGUCUCCCAAACCCAACAACAGCUAUAUGUUCAAACGAGAACCUCCCGAAGGCUGCGAGCGGGUCAAGGUCUUUGACGAGAUGCUCACUUGCGGCCAAUCCAAAGGCUUCCCUCUGUUCUCGUGUCCCGACAAAAACAAAGUCAACUUCAUCCCCCGAGGUUCGGCUUUCUGCCCAGUCAAGCUGCUGUGCUCGUCCCUCUUCUCGCCCGUCAACGACGACGUUCUCCACGGCAACGACGACCCUCCAGACUCGCCGGAAGCUGAGGCGCUCGUCGGCAGGAAUAUCAAAGAUGCUGCUACCUUAUAAUUACCGUAAGAGCAAAAGCUUUGCACUCCGUUAGUUCCAGAUGGAGAACGUGUCCACGCAUUCAACAAUAUUUUCAAAAUGGCUUUUAAAAAUGACUUUUUUUAUGAGAAAAAUCAGAAGGAAAUAGGUGAGUAAAAUGCGACAAAUCAUGAAUUCUGACAAAAAAAAAAAAGUAAUCAAAAAUAUGCUUUUUUGUAGUCUUUAACAGGUAACACUAUAUAGUUUGAGUAGUCAUUUAAUGGCAGCCAUUUUAAAGGAUUAUGAUUAUCUUUUAAAUCACAUAAAAUAUUUUAUUCUAUGACUUAAUACAUCUAUCUAGCAAAUGAAGGAAUCAAGUCUCUACUGUCACCAGUUUUUAAUUUAUAACGUGGCAUGUUUUUAUCAAAAAGCGGUUGUUUCUUCCAAAAAUCAAACUGGGCUGCUCUCAUAUUAAAAUGCUACAUCGCUGCCAUCUACUGGUGGUUGUGAGUCAGGAGAUACCGGUCGUUUUCUUAGGUAAACAAACUAGAGGAGCAGACACCCGCCUAAGCAGACAAAUUCAAAGAAUAACAAUAUUUGCUAGCGUGGAUGCGCCGUUUAAAUCUUUCAGUGCCAUUAGCAUCUAGUUAUGUGACUCGUUUCAUCCUUAUGCCGUGAAUUUGUCACUAGUAGAUGUAGACAUCAAGUCAAUUAGAAUUGGGAGGUCUGGCAGUGAAUUAACAUUCCGCCGUCAAGGGCAGCUAAUGACUUAAGUGGCCUAUGAAACAAGUAAUCGGUGUUUUUCACCUCUUUAGUUGCAUCUUACAAACAUAUCCUGUAAACUGGAUAAUCCCUUUAUUCAUGGUUGAGUUAUCAUGAAAUUCCUUUUCUGACCUCUGUGACCUUUGACUUCAUGGAUCGAAAUUUAAUCUAGGGCUGCAGUUAUCGAUUAUUUUAGUAGUCGAUUAAUCGAUGAACUAGUUAGUUCGAUUAAUAGACUAAUAAGGAACAUAAAAAAAUUAGAUACCUGAGCUGAGCCUUAAACGUUAUAAAAAAUGAGGAUCUAAGUACAACAAAAGAACAACCGGCUAAUUUACAUAGCAAAAGUCCGCUUUCUUAAAUGCUAUAAAAUGCUGACAUUAUUUUAUUUUUCUACAAUGCUCUUAAACGGUUCAAACACAUAUUCCCACAAAAAAACGGCUAAAUAUACGUAUAAACUAAAUUACGAACGCAUUAAAAAAAAUUUGCUCAAACAAAAAACUUAGGUUAUAUUGUUCUUAACAGGGAGCAGCUGGAUUCAGCCAUGUGAAAUAAGUUUGAUCAUAUUUACUUUUGCCACUAGAGGGCAGUGUAUCCACCCAAAGUAAUAAAACUAAAUGCCAACACUUUGAAAACAAACAUUACAACACCACUUUAAUUAAACGAAUACUCGAAGCUGCGAAAUUCUAAUCAUUUUUUUAAUGGAUCAUUGCCGCACUAAUUUAAUCACCUCAUUGUUUCAUAUUACAUUCCUAUUUUCCAGGUGCGACAAUCCCUUUAUUGGUUUUCUUGAGUUAUAGCAAAAUUCCUUUUACUCCAUUGACCUUUGACCUCAUGAAACCAAAAAUUAAUCCUCUUCCAUUUCAUAUGACAAACAAAUCCUCCAAAUUUGAUAAUCUAUUUGUUUGUGAGUUAUCGUGAAAUUCCUUUUCUCACCUAUGACCUUUGACCUCAUAACCCAAAAUCAGAUCACCUUUUCCAUUUCAAAUUACAAACAUAUCAUGCAAGUUUGACAAUCCCUUUUUGUUCCCAUUUGUUUUGCUAUUACGAAUUUUUUCUCACCUCUGACCUUAUGAACCCAAACUAUAACCACCUCUUCGUUCCAUAUUACAGACAUUCCUAUUUUCAAAGUCGAUCAGUCCCUUUAUUCGUUAUCAAAAAUUCCUAUACUCACCCCAUUGACCUUUGACCUCACGAAACCAGAAAAUGAAUUCUCUUCUGGUUAAUAUGAUAAAUAUAUCCUCCAAGUUUAAUAAUCCCUCGCGAAAUUCCUUUUCUCACCUCAGUGACCUUUGACCUCAUAACCCAAAAUGUAAUCACCUCUACCUUGCAAGUUUAAUAAUCCCUUUUUUCGUUCUUGAGUUAUCUUGAACACAAAUAUACCGCCGCCUUCCUUAGGUUUCACCUACUGGCGGAGAUGAUCAUUUAUAAUGCGUUUGGACCAAUCAGAACGCCCGGCCCGGAAAAUAUUGGCGAAUGCGUGGACUUGUCCCUUGUGAAUCAUCUACUACCCGCCCCCAUUGGCUAAAGCAACUUGAGUUUGGACCAGUGGUUUCCAUAGCAACAAACUUUCCAAACAGCUUUUUCGCUGACGACAACAUUGCUGCUUGUGACUACAUGACCCAAUUUGGCUUUUGUUUAGUUUUUUUAAAUGAGCGACCAAAAGACUGCUGCCUUUUUAAUCUUCUUGUGCAACGUUGAAGCUGUUAGCUUGCGCAUUCCGCAGAAGUGUUGCGUCAUGGGUCAUCGUGGAUGGCGACCCUGCCCUUUUUAAGUGACAAAUGUUGGUGAAUGGACCAAAGCAAAGUGUGAGAAAACAAUAGGAUUAGUGGAUGGCGCCUAUGUGUGUUUUGAUUCCAAAAUAAAAAGGAUCCAGCCACACGACAAAUUGUGUUGUUGUUUCCCUCCGCCGGUUAGAAACAAUGAUAAAUUUCAACAUAUUGUUAUGAUAUGUUUAUUUCCAGCAGGCCAGUGUUGACAUUACAGCAUAGUCAUCUUCAAAUCCAGUCCAAAGUUCAUUCUGCUCACUUCCUGUGUCUACCAAGGAAGUUAACUGAGCAUUGUGUCCGCGUUUGUUAAGCGUUGUGAAGUUGCUGCUCGUCUUGACUUUUGCCGACCGCGUCCGGGUUGGCGAGCGGGUCCAAGUCUGCGAAAAGGUUGAACCACGCCGACAGGUCUUUGGAUGGCCCCCGAUGACUUGCUGUGUAAAAAAAAAAAAGGAUAAUUGUACUCUGGGAAGCCAUUUAAAAAAUAAAUAAAAUGGUCAUUUUCACAAGAAUUAACGAAAAGUUGUAUUUUUUUUCCCCCCCAGGAAUUCUUCCCUGGAAGAUGUUUUACUUGUAAAAUGUAAUAAUUUUACAACAAAGAUUUUCCUAGGGAGAGAAGUUAGGUAAGAAUAAGGGUACAAUGUUGCAAGAGUAAUCACAUUAAUUCUACAAGUAUUAUAGGUUUUUAUUAGGAAGAAGAUUUUGAUUUUUCUCUGCAGUUUAUAGUCUAGUGCGGCUUAUUCAUGGAUUCUGACAGGUUAUGAGCUACAUGUCUUUUGAUGUAAAUCCCAUUAUACAAUAUGGACACCUGCGGCUUACAGAUGUAGUUUUAUUGCAAUAUUUGGCUUACAGUCGGGUGCGGUUUAUAGUUGGUAAAUUAGUCAUUUUAUUAGGAAGAAAAAUGAAUUAGAGUAUUUUGUAACCAAAGUGGGGAUGUCCCCAAUCUGAUCACGUGAUCGGAAACUGGGCGAAAAGGAUCGGCUUUUGAAAUUAUUUUUUUUAAGAGAACUACGGACAGAAGGACUAGUAAUUCUUAAAAGAUAAAUACCGUAUUGGCCCGAAUAUAAGACGGUGUUUUUUUGCAUUGAAAUAAGACUGGAAAAGUGGGAGUCGUCUUAUAUUCGGGGUCUAGACAUUAUACCCAGUCACGACGCUAGAUGGUGCCAGAUAUCAUUGAAGCGAAUGCUGAACUUGAGUAAUGUUCUGUCACGACAGAUCUCAGCUACUCUCAAGUUUAACCAGUUUGCAUUAUUUUAUUGCAAUGUUUUUCCUUAUUCAGAUUUGUUUCAAGACUAAUUACAGUUAGACCUCACUUUGAUGGUUAAUGCAGUUAUUGCAAUUUUGUUGUUUUGUCACAAUAGAUUGGUUUAUUUACAUUUCAAAAACCAGAAGCCAUUCAUUUACGAAUGUGAUUGUGCUUUAGUUCACAUAUUUAAAUGUUCAGAUAUUGAUUUGAAUGAGGCAAAAUAACUUGCUUUUUCUCUCAAAUAUAUUGUUAUGAUCAUUUAUUUCAGAUGAACUAUAAUUUUCUGUAUAAAAAUUAAUUUGGUGUUCAAAAAGUCUUUUUUUCAAACUUGAGUCUUGAAAAAGAGGGGGUCAUCUUAUAUUCGGGCCAAUACGGUAUUAGUAUGAGUUACAAUUUGAUAGUCAAACCACUCAAUGUUUUCGUUUAUAAAAUUUGAAAAAUUAGUUAACUAGUAGGUCGCUUUUGUUGUUGACAACGCAAUGCACUCUGGGCGGUGACGUCACUGGGCAGCGUGGCCAUACUUCCCCAGUGUCACUCGUUAGCUCCAUAAACGUGUCAUCGGUUUUGCCCUUCCAAUUUGAACCCGAGCGGAAAACUGAUGAACAGGACAGCACUGUCGAUAUUUCAUAAAAACGAGCAGCAAAAGCAAUCACAGGUCUCCAGCGGGAUUCGAACACGCGUUUCCCGUGCGACAGACAAGCACGUAGACCACAGGACUAAAAUUACGCGUUCCGUUAGUCAAGGUUUUCUUUAUGAAUAAAGAUGCACAAUAAUAUCAGUUACCGAUAAAUAUCGGCCAAUAAUGGCAAUUAUGACAUCACACAGACUUUAAAAAAUUCAACCGAUAAUGCAAUCCGAUAAUUAUAUACCGUAUUGGCCCGAAUAUAAGACGGCCCUGAUUAUAAGACGACCCCCUCUUUUUCAAGACAAGUUUGAAAAAGACUUUUUG
Messenger RNA from Corythoichthys intestinalis (scribbled pipefish), 7591 nucleotides. Its product is annotated as glucocorticoid-induced transcript 1 protein. Bases 1612 to 2913 code for a protein of 433 amino acids. Gene Ontology annotation, cellular component: cytoplasm. The transcript is spliced from 9 exons. NCBI's taxonomy places the organism in Eukaryota, Metazoa, Chordata, Actinopteri, Syngnathiformes, Syngnathidae. Gene Ontology annotation, biological process: podocyte development. The record is from RefSeq and is a predicted model, not a curated record.